AUGUGGCGGCUUCUUGUAGCCCUCGCAGCGGCGCGCGCUGCGGCGUCAACAGACCCAUGGGUUCGAGUGAGGCAAGUGUUGCAGAUCCAGCCGUUCAUCAAGGAUGUGGCCCUCCUCGUCGGAGAUGGGAACCAGCGCCUCUUCGAGAUGGAACGUGGCGACAUUACGCUGGACACGCCUCUCUGGGUGGCCUCCUCAUCGAAGAUGGUUUUCGUGGUGCGGGCCAUGCAGAUGAUCGAGAAAGGUGUGCUGCAGCUGCACGACCCAGUGAACAAGUAUCUUCCCUACUGGACACAAGACUCCAAUGACCCUCGUUCACAGGUCACCUUGUACCACCUGUUGAGCUUCCAGUCUGGCUAUACCUUCGGCCUCACAAAGGUGGACUCGUGCUGGCUGAAGCCAUGGUUGAAUUUCAGCACAUGCGUGGAGCGCCUGUACCACUCGCUGCCGCUGCAUGCCACACCGGGCACGGUCUGGGACUACAACGAAUUCCAUAACCAGGUGGUUGCGGCAGUUCUGGAGAAGGUGACUUCCACUGAUAUCCACACGCUCCUGGCAGAGGACUUAGUGUCCUGGAACAUGACCCACAGCCGCUACCCGGACCACUUCGGACCUGGGGGUCCCGAUGUGAGCGCUGACCUGGUCACUACAGCGGUGGACUAUGAGCAGUUCAUGAUGAAGUAUUUUGGUGGGCAGCUCCUGAAGAACGAGACAGUGACCAUUAUGGAGCAGGACCACAUGCCCGCAAGGUGCUCACUGCAAUCCUUGCCGCUCGUCAUCCCCCAGGGCCACUAUGGCAUUGGCAACUGGUGGCUCUGUUCGGGUGAUUUCGACCCGCUGAUCCACCGAACGAAGCUGGAGCCAAUGCCAAAGCGAUGCGUGGAGGCACAAGUCCACUCUGACCAGGGCCUUUUCGGCUUCUGGCCUGUUUGGGAUCGCCGUCUGGGCUACUGGAUGCUGCUGGCAGCACAAGGGCUGCCCUUACUCUCUGACAUGAAGGCCGAACUUCUCCAAACCGUGUUGAAGCCCUUCAUAGACAAGGCGGUGCAGGAGCAACGUGGCGCAAAGUUGCCGGAGCUGCCCCUGCCUGAUUGGGGCCGCCUUGCAGCGAAGGCAAAGGUACAGACGCUGCCAACCAUGGUAGUUUAG
Molecule: messenger RNA, 1149 nt
Organism: Symbiodinium pilosum
Lineage: Eukaryota; Dinophyceae; Suessiales; Symbiodiniaceae
Source: the annotation of a GenBank genome assembly